AUGACGACCGAAGCGCCCCACGAACUGCGCGCCGUAGGCAACACAAGCACCGAAGACGCUUCAUCCAUCGACAUCGAGAAGACCGCCGCGCAGGGCGGCCCCCAACAACAGAGCACCCGCCGCUCAAAGAUUGGUGUUUGCUUUGACAUCUCUCGGGUCGUAGUAAUCAUCUUGUUGUUGGUGUUAUUCGCAUUCGUCACGGCCACCGCCGUGGGCCACAUCAUGGACGCGCGCGCGGCUCGACAGUGA
Molecule: messenger RNA, 249 nt
Organism: Colletotrichum karsti
Lineage: Eukaryota; Fungi; Ascomycota; Sordariomycetes; Glomerellales; Glomerellaceae
Exons: 1
Coding region: 1-249 (82 amino acids)
Source: RefSeq, a predicted model, not a curated record